Molecule: messenger RNA, 507 nt
Organism: Endocarpon pusillum Z07020
Lineage: Eukaryota; Fungi; Ascomycota; Eurotiomycetes; Verrucariales; Verrucariaceae
Exons: 1
Coding region: 1-507 (168 amino acids)
Source: RefSeq, a predicted model, not a curated record
AUGGGUCUUUGGGGUCUCUUGUGCGACUGCUUCAAGCGGCACUCUAUUGUCAAACCUCAUUCCAAGCCCAGCUAUGCACGUCUCGUCGAAGCCAAAAAACCACCAGCUUAUUCAUCCCUCCCAAUUGAUGUUGCAACCGUGUCAUCCCACCGUUCUAGCUGGAAGGCCGAUGGCAUCGACGAAGGCGCUCGAUUGCUACCACCGCAUCUUACUGUGAUAGAUGAGAAAGAGCCUUUGGAGGCAAUUGUCGACUCUGCCGCUUCGUCUCCGCAGUCGUCUACGGUCUCGCUUCCUAGCACUCGCAUCACUGCUUUGACGGUCACGACUAAUAACACUGGCGCAAGUCGUGCCUCGAGAAUGAGCCAUUAUUCAGGAAUCACGUUCGAGGCACCUCCUUCGUACAGUUCACGGCGGUCUGUUACACUUCAACGGUCGAACCGCUCAUCUUGGGAUCGACCGCAUCCUGUUCAUGCUGAGGACUGGUUUGACCAAUUUCGAGAUCCCUGA